UCACGACGAGUCACCUGCUGACCGUGAAGCUGGCCAUGGUCCGCUAUUCUCAUAUACGGCGUCAAUUAAGCGUGCUUCAGGUCGUUCGUUCGCGUUCGUAUUAGGCGGAGCAGCUCGAGAAAUUCAGAAAAUCAGACAUGGGCAAUGCUCUUACCGCAGCGUCGGUAUCGGCUGCUGACGUGAUAGCACCGUUGUCUCAACAAAUCACCAAGCCAGAAUCUCACAGGACGAAGGAGAAACAGACUCAACCGCCGCCGGAAUGUCCCAUGCACAAGUCGGGUCAAUUUAACACUAUAAAUUAUGCCAGCGAGUGUCCGAUGGACAAAAUGGACGCGAGUGAAAUAAAUCCAUUGAAUAUGAUGCCACCGGGGAAUCAGCAACCUGCUCCAGACCAACCGUUUCCUUUGCCGACCGACAGACAGGUUUCGUCGAUACCUAAAGCAACCGGGCACGAAGGAGAAUUUUGGGUGUAUCCCUCCCAACAAAUGUUCUGGAAUGCUAUGCUGAGGAAGGGAUGGCGAUGGAAAAACGAAGAUAUCUGCCAGAAAGAUAUGGACGACAUAAUAAAAAUUCACAACGCCAAUAACGAACAGGCGUGGCAAGAGGUUCUCAAAUGGGAGGCCCUUCACGCGCGAGAGUGCGGCAGUCCCAAGCUGCGCAGCUUCGGUGGAAAAGCGUCCAAAUACUCUCCACGUGCGCGUAUUCGCUAUUGGUUAGGAUAUGAACUGCCAUUCGACCGACACGAUUGGAUCAUAGAUCGCUGUGGUAAAGACGUAAGAUAUAUUAUUGAUUACUAUGACGGUGGGAAAGUCAACGAGAAGUACACAUUCGCGUUACUCGAUGUGAGACCUGCGAUGGAUUCGUGGGAGAAUAUCUGGGAUCGGAUGAAAGUGGCAUGGUGGCGUUGGAGAUACCAAUCCAACGACGAACCAGUGUCUGCCAUAGUGCAUUAG
Molecule: messenger RNA, 953 nt
Organism: Temnothorax curvispinosus
Lineage: Eukaryota; Metazoa; Arthropoda; Insecta; Hymenoptera; Formicidae
Gene: Cchl
Product: cytochrome c-type heme lyase
Exons: 4
Coding region: 138-953 (271 amino acids)
Biological process (GO): cytochrome c-heme linkage
Cellular component (GO): mitochondrion
Molecular function (GO): holocytochrome-c synthase activity
Source: RefSeq, a predicted model, not a curated record